This is a messenger RNA of Lathyrus oleraceus (garden pea), 1469 nucleotides long. Its product is annotated as growth-regulating factor 5. Lineage: Eukaryota; Viridiplantae; Streptophyta; Magnoliopsida; Fabales; Fabaceae. The coding region runs from base 231 to 1178 and encodes 315 amino acids. Gene Ontology annotation, molecular function: ATP binding. Gene Ontology annotation, cellular component: nucleus. The transcript has 4 exons. The record is from RefSeq and is a predicted model, not a curated record. Gene Ontology annotation, biological process: DNA-templated transcription; developmental process; regulation of DNA-templated transcription.
AGGGAGUUGAAUGGAAAUAGUAGUAUUUGAGUUGGAGCAUGAGUUGAGCAUCCGGAUACACAAUCAACACGCGCCCGCGCAGUGUUUGAGACAGGAAAAAAGUAACGGAAGAAAGCAAACCCCCGAAAUCAAAUCAAAUGGUUCCUUCCGAUUCCGACAAGCAAAGCUCGAUCUGAGUCAACAACAACAGCUUACACACUAUCGAUAGUAGCAAGCACAGCAGUACAAGUAUGAAUAGCAGUGGUGGCAGUAACGGCGGCGGCGGAGGAGGGAUGAUGAUGGGUUUCAGUAAAUCAUCACCUUUUACAGUUUCUCAGUGGCAGGAACUCGAACAUCAAGCUUUGAUCUUUAAGUAUAUGGUUGCUGGUCUUCCUGUUCCACCUGACCUCGUUCUUCCCUUUCACUCUCACAACUUCUUUCACCAUUCAAUUCCUACCCUGAGUUAUUGUUCCUUCUAUGGAAAGAAGGUGGACCCGGAGCCAGGACGAUGUAGGAGGACCGAUGGAAAAAAAUGGAGAUGCUCUAAGGAAGCAUACCCGGACUCCAAAUACUGUGAGCGCCACAUGCACCGUGGCCGCAACCGUUCAAGAAAGCCUGUGGAAUCACAAACAAUGCCAUCAUCAUCAUCAUCAUCCACUCUUGUCGCUGCUCCCACCACUACACCUCCAAACUUCCACAACCUUCCCUCAACAAAUGCCUUUGCUACUCAAGAUUAUCAUCUCGAUACCAUUCCCUAUGGGAUUCCAAGUAAACAAUACAGGUAUCUUCAAGGUCUUAAGUCUGAGGGUGGAGAACAUAGCUGCUUUGCAGAAGCUUCAGGAGGCGGCAACAAAGGUCUCCAAAUGGAGUCUCAGCUAGAAAGCACAUGGCCUUUGAUGUCAACCAGAGUUUCCUCUUUUUCUGCAUCAAAAUCAAGUAAUAAUUCCAUGUUGCAGAGUGAUUAUCCCCAGCAUUCAUUUUUAUCAACUGAGUAUGGAUCUGGAGAAGCUGUGAAGGAAGAGGGCCAGCCUCUUCGAUCCUUUUUCAACGAAUGGCCUAAGAGCAGGGAAUCAUGGUCUGGUUUGGAAGAUGAAAGAUCCAACCAAAUAGCCUUCUCCACUACUCAACUCUCAAUAUCCAUUCCCAUGUCAUCUUCUGACUUCUCUGCCACAAGCUCUCAGUCGCCACACGAUAACUAGAGCAGUCGAUCAGGAUCUUCACUGAAAUUUUAUGGAAGGACAAAACAUGUCUAGUCGGAUAAGUGUUGUCCCUGUAUUUGUGUAUUUUCUUUUGUUGAAGCUGAUUUGUGUACAACUUUAUGUAACCUCGGCGUUUUGUUGUAAGAAAGACCAACAUCUACCUGUCUUGUGGAAGGAGCGGAUACUUAUAGAACUCCGAGAGAAUCUUUGUUUUGUAUGUAAUGGACAAGCAUAAAGAUUUUUCGUUCUGAAUUAAUGUAUGCUGAAUAAAGUUGCUGCUGUUCUUGAAUA